Molecule: messenger RNA, 903 nt
Organism: Lobosporangium transversale
Lineage: Eukaryota; Fungi; Mortierellomycota; Mortierellomycetes; Mortierellales; Mortierellaceae
Product: U1 small nuclear ribonucleo protein of 70kDa MW N terminal-domain-containing protein
Exons: 6
Biological process (GO): mRNA splicing, via spliceosome
Cellular component (GO): U1 snRNP; U2-type prespliceosome; precatalytic spliceosome
Molecular function (GO): mRNA binding; U1 snRNA binding
Source: RefSeq, a predicted model, not a curated record
AUCUUUUUGCCAUUGUCCUGUUAGUAUUUACUGCAUUUCCAUAUUACUCCCAGUAUAUCGAUAUUCACAGACGGAGGGCCCCCAGGAGGACACAGGAGUAUAAUCAAGCGACAUUAGCAUAAAGGACGAGGAAUCGCAAGACACUCUCAGCUCAAUUCUUGGAUAGUUUUGUUUUAUCGAUCUUUGACUCGCUUUAAAGCAAAGGUAUAGAAGAAUAUCAGGCAAGAAUGAAUCGUCGUCAAGGAAACCAGGAUCCUGAAGGCCGUGUGGGCACAGCAGCUUUACCACCAUAUCUAUUACGUCUCUUUGCACCUCGCCCACCACUGCCCUAUGCAAAGCCACUUGAUCGUGAACCGGGCAAGAAAAAUGAGUCACGGUUGAUGGGCAUAGCACAAUACCUAGAGCAUUGCAAAGACCAUGAUACAAAUUAUGUUCCAACACUGAGUAUUGCAGAGCAGAAGAAGAAGAAGAUAGAAGAGCGCGAAAGAAAGGCACAAGAGGCACUCAAGAAAGGAUUAGAAUCAUGGGAUCCAAAUAAGGACGAACUGGUUGUUGGUGAUCCCUACAAGAUUACAUAUCUCCCGGCUUGCAGCAACAAGGAUGCAGAUGGUAUCAAAAUCCUCGGACGCCGUAUUGUCGUUGAUGUAGAGCGCGGUAGGACAGUAAAAGGAUGGAGACCCAAACGCCUUGGAGGAGGCUUGGGUGGUAGCAAUCAGACUUCUUCAGGAAGAGACAAUCGUCAUGAGAGGGAACGGGAACGUUCUCGUGGAGGUGAUUAUCGGGAUGGGCGUGGUUAUGGAGGACAUGGUGAUAGAGACCGGAUUGAUAAGCGCCGACAUGAUGAUCGCAGUCGAGGCGGCUAUAGCGAUCGAUCGUACGAGCGCGACUCCAAGAGACGCAAGA